UACACAUCACGGCGGUCAGCCAGCCUACAGCCAGAAGGAGAAAAGUCUCAUUCAAAAUCACGGCAGGACUCACUCACACCGACCUGGACCAUGAGCAAUGAUCUUCCAGUCCUGACAAGUCUGACGGAGAGCUCCACUGACGUGCCUGUGUCGGCCGGUCAGGUGGAGAACUAUGUUCUGCUGCUGGUGCUUCUGAGUGUGUUUGCCGGGGGGACUCUGGUGCUCCUCUCCCUGCUGCUCCUCUUCUGCCAUCGCUGCUGUUUGGGCGGGCGCCGGUACUCCAGAGCGAGUGAUGACCCUGAGAAGACAAACACCACCUAUGCUGAAGAUUCUCAGCCCACUCAAGAAAUCACUAUUCGUCUGGACGAAUCUGAUGCUCUCUCAGCAUCAAGUUGCCAUGAUGGAGAGUCGGAGCGAUUCGUCUCCACUGGCUCCACCGGCCGCAGAGUGUCCUUCAACGAAUCUGCUCUCUACGAACAGGAGAAAACCACUCAGGACAAAGGUCGCAGGUACACUCUGACCGAAGGAGACUUCCACCACCUUAAGAAGGCCAGGCUGACCCACCUUCACCUGCCUCCAGCGCCAUGCGACCUGAAAAUCCUCACUAUCAUGGAGUGUGAGUCCACAGAGAGCAGCUCCACCAACAUCAAUGAGAGUGGAGCGUCCAAAUUACCCCUCACCAUCUACCAGCCUGGUGAGAGGCGAGUUUCUGACUGGAUGGGGCAGAGUCUGAGCGGGGGUCUGCCAGGAGACCCACAUCACUCCAUCAUCCUGGACCAGGGAUGCAGGAAGUCCUCAUCGGCCACGAAGCCACAGCACACACGCUCCCAGACAAUGGAGGCUCUGGGGGACAAAAGGGAGGCUGAGGGCAUCAGUGGACAGAGAGGAGAGUCUUUGCAAUCACUGGGCCAGACUUCCGUUCUACAUUUUCUCUCCAAACUGCGCCGUCACGCCAGCCUGGAGGGUGCUGGGCCUUACUUUAGAAGGUGGAAGUUUGACACCAGUCACAGGGCAGCCAGCCUGGAUGCCAAAGGAUCCCCAAAGAGGAAGCCCUUCCAAAGACAAAGGGCAGCAAGUGAAAACACAGAGCACACCGAAGACGACUCGUCUCCUCUCUGUGAUGACGCCUUUGAGUCUUUUCCGCACACCCCCAUCCAGACCGCGGGAUUCCAGUCCCUCUCUGCAGAGUCUCUGUCUCAUCCUGGAAUGGCGCCUGCAUCUUCAGUCUUCCUCAAGAGGCUCAAACUGGAGGCCAUGGUGGAGGUUGGAGACGGCUCCAGCCCCUCCAGGACGGAGGAACUCAUAAUGCCAUCGCUUCUGGGCCAAAGGGGAGAAGAGGCCACAGUCAACGGAGCAGAACCAGAAAAGGAGACCGUGUUCGGAGCUGAUGUUGCAACAGGAGCUGCGGAAGAUGGGCCUAGAUCUGCAGAAGAUGACGACGACCUGUUUGGAUCAGAACAGGAUGCCAUCAUGCAGGAAACUUUUGAAGAUCUGCUAAGAGACACAGAAAAUGGCAGCACUGAGGCCGAUGUGAGGAAAAAGAACGGGGUGAGCAUGGACGAUGGAGACGAGGUGGUGUUGGGAGCUGAGGGCAGGCGGAGAACGGACUCCUUCACGACUCGCAGGGAGAGCCUGGAAGCCCCGCCUUCUCUGUACAGAGACAUUUGGAGUUUGCGUGCCUCCCUGGAGCAGUACGCCUCCUCAGAUCAGAGCAGCACAGACCGAGAGUCCAUCCGAAGCGACGCCGACAGCGUUUCAUCAUUCGGUGGCGCUGGAGCUCGCUCCGGCCUGGACAGCUGCUUGUCACAAGAGCUAGAUGAUGAGCCUGAAGGAGACGGGGAGGCGGAGGGGGUGGAUGGAGGAGCCAGUGGACCAUCGGCUGUGGACAGUGAGGUGGGAAACGGAGCUGGGGGGGACGGCGAAGGAGGAAACAGGAAGCUCCUUCAAAUGGACAGCGGCUACGCCUCCAUCGAAGCUCCAUCCAGGGCACCCGAGGACAUGCGGCUGUUUGGGACCCCGGGCGCCCCCCGGGGGAAGACGGCAUCUGAGAGGAGGCUGUUUUUCACCAACUCUGGGAGAAAAGGUUCUGUGUGCGAGAGCGUAGAUGCCCGGCUCUUUCAGGAGGAGCUGGAGGACCAGAUAGCUGACACCCCAGAUGGAGAAGAGACGCUAAAGCAGAGGUCAGUCGUUCCACAAGAGCCAUAUCAACUCCCCAAACCCCUCCAUCCUCAGAAACCUUCAGAAUCUCAGCUGAUGUCUCCACUGCUGAAGUCAGUCCCAAACCCUUCCAGUCCUCACCGACCUCGCCUCCGACAUCGUGACUACAGCAUCGACGAGAAGACGGACGCCCUUUUUAACGAGUUCCUGCGCCACGACCCUCGCUUCGACCAGCAGGACUCUCCCAUCCGCUCCAGACACAGAUCCAGAGUCCACCUCCGCAAACAGUGGCAAAGACACAAGCAAUACAGCGACCCUGGAUCAGCCUCGGGGGGCAGGUACUCUCCAUCUUUGGAGAGGCAAAGGUUCACCCCGCUGAGGAGGGGCGACAGUGCGGGGUACCCCCUGGACACCAGAUAUCACAGCACCCUGUCCCGCAUAGCGAGUGCAGCCGAUGAAGAGGCCAGCGAGGUUGCCGCUUCUGAAGAAGCAGCCAAAGAAAGAGCAGAGAGCAAAGACCAGAACGAGGGAGCAGAGAGCGUGACCAAAAAACCAACCGAAGGAUCAGACCAAACAAAAGGCGACGACUGCCGAGAGAGGCCACCCUUCAUGGACCCAAGAGUGGACAACAGGAACAACAACAGCAGCCAGGCCAUCCUAUCAGAGAGCAGUCUGGCUGACAAGCUGGUGGCUUCGGUGGAGGAGAGGCUUUACGGCGGCCUGCAGGGCGCAGAGAGGCAGGGAGGGUCAGAGCACGUGCUCACGGCGUCCCACACGGCCUCGCCUGGAUUCAGUCCCACAUAAUCCACUUUCAUAAUCCGCGCUUCAUCGAGCUUUAUUUAGAUCCACCCAAAUCUCAAACUUUGAUAUAUUAGUGUUGCUGUCAGGUAGAAUCUCCUCUAAUCAGACAUGAACUACCACUGUGACUUCAUGUGACAUAUUUUUAUCAGCUUUGAAGAUGUAGACACAAAUAUUUUCUGACCUAACUGUGUGUUCUCAGCAUGCUACUGUUGGUCCUGAUAAUAUGUGGGAAUACUGUACAGAUUUACCCUCUAAAAGCACUUUCAUGGGAAAAAUGACAGUGGUCGUGUUCGUCACCCUCCAGUCAUACACUGUAGCCCCGCCCCCCAGCAUCCUCUGUCAUCCUGAAGGACAAACGCGCGUUUGUUUUUGGCAAUAUGACGAACAUAUUUGACAUUCUGAGCUCCAUAUCAGUCACUUUUUUGUGUUGAAGUGAAACUCAAAGAGCAUGAAAUGGAAACUGCACUGAAGAUAAAUGUUCUGAAUAUUUUUGUAGAUUUGUUCCCUUAUUUAUUUGUCUGAUAAUGGUCAGUGAAGA
This is a messenger RNA of Oryzias melastigma (Indian medaka), 3496 nucleotides long. RefSeq names its product voltage-dependent calcium channel beta subunit-associated regulatory protein. Gene Ontology annotation, molecular function: transmembrane transporter binding. The transcript is spliced from 10 exons. Lineage: Eukaryota; Metazoa; Chordata; Actinopteri; Beloniformes; Adrianichthyidae. Gene Ontology annotation, biological process: negative regulation of voltage-gated calcium channel activity; negative regulation of calcium ion-dependent exocytosis. The record is from RefSeq and is a predicted model, not a curated record. Bases 91 to 2961 code for a protein of 956 amino acids. Gene Ontology annotation, cellular component: secretory granule; plasma membrane.